GUCACCCAACUUCCCCAUUAUUCUGUAUACUUGGUCUGGUUAGCCAUCACGAUACUGCCUGAAUGCUGCCCUGACUAUAAAUACCGGUCACUCUUCUUGCCGUACUACUUGGUCGUCUCUAACAUGAAUAGGGUCACAGCAUCGAAACGACCAUCCCGCCAUGUCUCCUAACAGCGACAAUGCCAUGGCUCGCUUCUUGUUCGCUAUACUGAAGCAGAAGAACCUCAAGGAUAUUGACUGGAACCAAGUUGCCGAAGAUCCUGUGCUCCUGCAGCCCAUUUCGAAUGGCCAUGCUGCUAGGAUGCGCUACUCCCGCUUCAGAGCAACAGUUUCCAACGCUGAUGGACGGUCACCCUCCUCAUCGACAGGCUCAAAGAGCAAGAGCACGGACAAACACCGAGUGUCAAAGGCGAAGACGAAGAAGGAUGGUCCAAUCAAGGCAGAACCGGGGCGCGUUGUCAAGCAAGAAUUCACACAGCCCUCACUGUCAAACUACUCUCCCGCAUCAGGAUCAGCACCCUCUCCAUACUUAUCCGACCACUACGACGACUUCACUACUCGGUUUCUGACACCAUGCAGCGAUGACAUGGGGAACCACAACCUCGCCGUCAAUCCCUCUGCGAUCGAGCGUCCCCCCGGUCCCCAGACUUUCUCCCCUGCGCUUGACUUCAUGCAGGCUGCUGGUGUUCCCAACAUCCUAUCGCCAAAUUUUUCCGCAUUCGACGAGGCUGCGUUCGACAUAAAUACAUUCAUGACUGCCGACAGUCAGUCUGCUGGUCCCAACUCCUUGGACGAGUGGCACGACCGCCUCCACCACCAAUUCUGAUACCCCUGCGGAAGACGUUCAGCGUCACUCGCAAGGCGAGAUGCCAUUAUGACC
Molecule: messenger RNA, 880 nt
Organism: Emericellopsis atlantica
Lineage: Eukaryota; Fungi; Ascomycota; Sordariomycetes; Hypocreales; Bionectriaceae
Exons: 2
Coding region: 161-826 (221 amino acids)
Source: RefSeq, a predicted model, not a curated record